Onthophagus taurus is the source of this 1519-nucleotide messenger RNA. Its product is annotated as UPF0764 protein C16orf89 homolog. Lineage: Eukaryota; Metazoa; Arthropoda; Insecta; Coleoptera; Scarabaeidae. The record is from RefSeq and is a predicted model, not a curated record. Gene Ontology annotation, cellular component: cytosol; membrane.
AUAUCCUAAAAAAAUAACCUCAAAAAAAUGGAAAAGCGUUCCUUUGCAGAAUUCGCUUUAUAUUUUAGUCCUGAUUAACGAAGAUUUAAUUGAAACUGAGUUAAAGCAUCAAAAUGAAUCGAUACAAGCAUAAAACGUAAAGUAAAAAUAAAUCGUCACCUAUUUAACGAGAAUCACCAAUUAUGAUGACCACCUUUGAGAAUAUAAUUGAAUAGAUGUUGGAAUAAAAAUGAUUUUCAAAUAUAUUAAUCGGCAACUUAAUAAUCACAAUGCAUUUUUGGUUGCCCGUUUUUAUUCAAUUCUUAUUGAAGAAAGUAUGCUACGAUUUUAUUGCGUUAAUUAAGAUAACGAAUACAUAAAUCAAGAACAAUUCUUGGUUUGUGAAAAACAUGUUUGAUAAACCCUUGUAUUUGAUUCUUUUAAUAUUUCUUUCUUUCCAAUCGUUUAGGAAAUAUGGUUUAAAUGGGGAAGAAAUAAAUUUGGACCUUGUUGUAUCCGCUUUUGAAAAGACCGUUAAUUAUAUUCAUAGGAAUAAAAAUAAAAUGAACGUCGAUGCAAUGUUUUUAACGGUUUUAACUCAAGCUAAUAUAAAUUAUUUGAAACUAAAUAAUGUUAUAAAGAAAAAGUAUUUUAAUAAAAUUAUUAAUGUGGAGAAUAAAAUUUUAGAUGCACAUUCGAGAUUAAAAGAAAUCGAAAGGGAAAGCUCAAGAAAUUAUUUAUUUAAAAACACUAUUUUAAAUCCACAAAUUUGGAAUAAACCAAUACAAUUCAGAAACAACACCUUAAAAGCAAAUAAAUUUAACAGGAUUAAAAUAAAUAAUUUGAAUAAAUUAUUCGAUUAUUACAAAAAACAACGGCUUAACGAACAAAAUUCCGAUGCUUGUUUAAUGGAAUUGUUACAACAAUCUCAUCGUUGUAAACAAACCUCCAUAAUGAGCCCAUUUUGCAUUAAAACAAUGGGGUUAUUAAAUAAUCAAAGCUUCGAUCGUGGAUAUGGAAUAACCCACAGCUUAUUAUACCUUCAAAUUGCAAGAUCUCAACGCUGCAACAUCAACGAGACCGGUUUAAAAGAAAAAAUCAAAAACUUUUGUUCCGUUAUUUUAUGGGAGAUGAAAAAAAUCGCUGAAUUUGGGUUUCAUGAUGUUUUUGAUGAUUUAGUUUUAGAGCAAGUGACCUUAUGUGGAUAUGAGGGAUUCUCCGAGUUCUUUUCAAGCAAAAUUAUAGAUCAUAUACUAAAUAUUCAAGAUGAUUUGGGUUGUUUUGGAAUCGAAAAGGAUUUUGUGGGAAGAAUUAAACGAGAGAGUAAUUUUUUUAACGAUGGUUGUACUGAUCAUGCCACUGGACUUGGACUUUCCGCUUUAUCGCUUAUUUUACGUUUUAUUCUACGAUAAAAAUAACCUUUUUUAUUAAAAUUAAAUUUUAAAAAUAAAAAAAAUGUAGCAAUGAAUUUGAUGUGUAUAUUGAGUUGCCUACCUUUUUUAAAUUAAUAAUUUUGAAUUAAAAGAAUCAAAACAUUUAA